Molecule: messenger RNA, 2283 nt
Organism: Equus caballus (horse)
Lineage: Eukaryota; Metazoa; Chordata; Mammalia; Perissodactyla; Equidae
Gene: TUFM
Product: Tu translation elongation factor, mitochondrial
Biological process (GO): mitochondrial translational elongation
Cellular component (GO): mitochondrion
Molecular function (GO): translation elongation factor activity; GTPase activity; GTP binding
Source: RefSeq, a predicted model, not a curated record
GCGUCGCCUGCCUCGGCCCGCCAGGUCCAAGUGCGUUAUAGACAGCUUGUCCAUCCUUCCCCGCCCGCGAGAUACCAGCACCUUCCAUGACGUCUCUGUCCUGUGCCCGGAAGUCGGCGGAGAUGACCAUGAAAACUGGUGGCUAGAGGGGCCCACACUUUCCCUCCCAGCCCUCACUUCCGCCGGAAGUGGCCUCCGGUCUCAAGUGCCCUUUCCUUGUUGCACGCGCCGGCCCCGGCUGCUUGGGGUGCGAGUACAACCACCAUGGCGGCCGCCACCCUGCUGCGCGCGCCUCUCUUCAGCGGUCUCGGCGCCGGCCCAACCCCGCUACUGCAGGGUCUAUUGCGGCCGCUGAAGGUCCCAGCACUGUCCCACUUGUGUCGCGGCCUGGCCGUGGAGGCCAAGAAGACCUAUGUGCGCGACAAGCCCCAUGUGAACGUGGGUACCAUCGGCCAUGUGGACCACGGCAAGACCACACUGACCGCUGCCAUCACUAAAAUUUUAGCUGAGGGAGGUGGAGCCAAGUUUAAGAAAUAUGAGGAGAUUGACAAUGCCCCGGAGGAGCGAGCCCGUGGUAUCACAAUCAAUGCGGCACAUGUGGAGUACAGCACUGCUGCCCGCCACUAUGCCCACACAGACUGUCCGGGUCACGCAGAUUACGUUAAGAAUAUGAUCACAGGCACCGCUCCCCUCGACGGCUGCAUCCUGGUGGUGGCAGCCAAUGAUGGCCCCAUGCCCCAGACCCGAGAGCACUUACUGCUGGCCAAGCAGAUUGGAGUAGAACAUGUUGUGGUGUAUGUGAAUAAGGCAGAUGCUGUCCAGGACUCUGAGAUGGUGGAGCUAGUUGAGCUGGAGAUCCGGGAACUACUCACUGAGUUUGGCUACAAAGGGGAGGAGACCCCUGUCAUCGUAGGCUCUGCCCUCUGUGCCCUCGAGCAACGUGACCCUGAGCUAGGCGUGAAGUCUGUGCAGAAGCUGCUGGACGCUGUGGACACCUACAUCCCAGUGCCUACCAGGGACCUGGAGAAGCCUUUCUUGCUGCCUGUAGAGUCAGUUUACUCUAUCCCUGGCCGGGGCACAGUGGUGACAGGUACACUAGAGCGUGGCAUUUUGAAAAAGGGAGACGAGUGUGAGUUCCUGGGACACAGCAAGAACAUUCGCACGGUGGUGACAGGCAUUGAGAUGUUCCACAAGAGCCUAGAGAGGGCAGAGGCAGGUGACAACCUUGGGGCCCUGGUCCGAGGCUUGAAGCGGGAGGACUUGAGGCGAGGCCUGGUCAUGGCCAAGCCAGGUACCAUCCAACCUCACCAGAAAGUGGAGGCACAGGUUUACAUCCUCAGCAAGGAGGAAGGUGGCCGUCACAAGCCCUUUGUAUCCCACUUCAUGCCCGUCAUGUUCUCCCUGACUUGGGACAUGGCCUGUCGUGUCAUUUUGCCUCCAGGGAAGGAGCUUGCCAUGCCUGGGGAGGAUCUAAAGCUCAGCCUAAUCUUGCGGCAGCCAAUGAUCUUAGAAAAAGGCCAGCGUUUCACCCUGCGAGAUGGCAACCGGACCAUCGGCACCGGUCUUGUCACUGACACGCCAACCAUGACUGAGGAGGACAAGAACAUCAAGUGGAGUUGAGUCUGGACCUCUGCUCAGGCUCUCUUGUGUUCAGGGCUGCACUGGUCAGUGUUCUCUCCUUCUGGUGCCCCCCCUUCCCAGGGCACAGGCUGCAACCCAGCAUAGUGCAGCUAGACUGACACUUUCCCUGGUCAGAAGGGGCCACAUGGCCUGCCAGGUGAGGUAGGUCAAUAAACUGUUCCGUGAAUAGUAAACUAGUGGGUGUGUCUGGUGUCCUUUGUGUAAGGUGGAGAGGACUGAGGAGUAUAAAAAGUGGAGCUGAAGCCCAGGACAGAAGAGCUUGUGAGAUAUCCUGAGAGUUCAUCUCUGUCUUAUAGGCUGGAAAAGCUCCUGUCUUCAUAAAGCUGUCAGCACUGCUGUGACACUUGAGAAAGGCAGAGAAGCCAAAGAAGAAAGCCAGUUUAGUGAGCUUUGUAUAAUUGCCUAGCAAAAUGCUACAGUAGGAUAUUGCUGGACAUCCUACUGGGCAUUAGUGGGAAAGGAUUUGGUUAUCACUUGGAGUCAGCAUGGGCUCAGCUCAGAUGCCAAACCCACCUCAUUUCCUCUCUCUUACUAGGCUGUUAAUGUCUACGUACCCUUGUUUAAGCUGAUAAUGUGGACUGUAUCUUUCUUCUGAACUAGCACAUAAGAAGUACUUAAUAAAUAGAUAAUCUGUGUGCUUAA